Tachyglossus aculeatus (Australian echidna) is the source of this 1103-nucleotide messenger RNA. It is a transcript of the gene CCDC12, whose product is annotated as coiled-coil domain containing 12. Lineage: Eukaryota; Metazoa; Chordata; Mammalia; Monotremata; Tachyglossidae. Bases 21 to 683 code for a protein of 220 amino acids. The transcript has 6 exons. Gene Ontology annotation, cellular component: post-mRNA release spliceosomal complex; U2-type spliceosomal complex. The record is from RefSeq and is a predicted model, not a curated record.
CGGGCGGGCAAGGCGACAAGAUGGCGGCGUGCGGGUUGGGGCGGCUGGAGGAGGAGGCGCUGCGGCGCAAGGAGCGGCUCAACGCGCUCAGGGAGAAGACCGGCCGCAAGGCCAAGGAAGAGAGCGAAGCCAAGGGCCAACACCGGAAAGAAGAGGAAGGCGAACCCGAGAGGCACCGGGAACUCAAGCUGCGGAAUUACGUCCCCCAAGAUGAGGAACUGAGGAAGAGGAAGGUGCCCCAGGCCAGGCCGGCCUCAGUGGAGGAGAAAGUGAAAGACCAGCUGGAAGCCGCCAAGCCCGAGCCGAUCAUCGACGAAGUGGGACCUGAAAAGAGACGUGGCCAAGAAGCUGGACAAGCUGGAGAAGAGGACCCAGAGGGCCAUAGCCGAGCUGAUCCGGGAGCGACUGAGGGGGCAAGACGAAGACCUGGCGUCCGCCGUGGGCUCCGCCAAACAGGAGGAAAGCGAUUCGGACUAACCGGCCCCGUGGGCGCCCACCCGAGCUCCCGGCGUUGUCCCGUCCCGGGAGGGAACCGGGGAUCGACCUGCCCUUCCUCACCAUCCCGCCCGAGGACCCCUCUGGAAGCACAAGACCGGUUUCCCCUCACGCGUGUCCGGGCGGAACCUAUGGGGUGUGUGGGACGGGGGCGAGAAGGGGGACCCAAAUGUAUAUAUGUAUUUUGAAUUUUUUCUACGUAGCCCGAAGUGAGGGAGUGAGACCCACAGGACCCUACGGGGUUCACCCCUCCCUCCCUCCAGUCAAUCACUGGUAUCUAUCGAGCCCUUACUGGGCGCAGAGCGCAGUACUGAGCGGGUGGGAGACGACAGCGGUCGGUAGUUCCGUUCCCUGCCCUCGAGGACCUUAAAAUCCAGAGGGGGACGCAGGGCGUUAAAAAAGAUCGUGGAUUUGGACGUGACCCCUCGCCAGCUGAAGGUGGAAAAAGAUGGGUUUGCGUAGGGCCGGCGAGGAAGGGCCGCGGCCGAGGAGGGGACCCACCUGAAGCCCCCACCCUCCUCGGGCCGGGGCCCCGGCUCGGAACGGACGCUCUUGAGUCGCCACUGAAGCCAGCCUGGGCCUGUGGAAUAAAGGGGAGCUUUCCUCGA